AUGAAGGACAAAACCAUUUGUGGCACUUCAAGGUCUAGUUCCCACAUACCAGCCUCCUAUCAAAGAGCUACAAAGAUAUGAAAUGCAACAGAAAUGAGUGAGCAGGCAGUGACUCCUUCCAAGCACCAGAAGAAAAAGAUGCCUAAGAACACCAGGGAGAAAGAUUCUUCUGCUCCAGCUCAUGCAUGGAGGCUCAUAGCAGGGAUUUUGGGGACCUUCUGUUUGGCUUUGCUCAUAGCAGUGGGGGUCUUGGCUGCAAAUGUUUUUCAGAUCUCCCAUGUAUCAUGUAGACAGCAGGAUAACCUCAGCCAGCGCCAGGAAAUUACCCAAGCUAAGAAUGGAAACCUGCCAAAGGUUUUGAACAGGAAAGAUGAAGGGUGGAAGUUUCUUUGCCCAGAAAAUUGGUUUCCCCAUGGAGAUAAAUGUUACCACUUUUCUACUGAAUCCAAACCUUGGAUGGAGAGUCAAAAGGCCUGCUCUUCUCAUGACUCCAGACUCCUCCUUGUAGAAAACAAAGAAGAGCUGGAUUUCAUAAAUCCCCUGGCAACUUCUCACUGGAUAGGAUUGAUACGUGAGACGACUGACAGGUUGUGGACGUGGGUGAAUGGUACAGCUUUCUCCACUGACUGGUUUGCAAUAAAUAAAGGAUACAUUGAUGGGAACUGUGCACUUGUCACAGGUGGAGAGAACUCCUCUGGUCCAUGCAAAGAUUCAAAGCACUAUAUUUGUGAGCAGCUGGUUCUUUGGCCAAAGCCUGACAUAUUGGCAUGA
Messenger RNA from Gopherus evgoodei (Goodes thornscrub tortoise), 771 nucleotides. RefSeq names its product natural killer cells antigen CD94-like. The transcript is spliced from 7 exons. The record is from RefSeq and is a predicted model, not a curated record. NCBI's taxonomy places the organism in Eukaryota, Metazoa, Chordata, Testudines, Testudinidae.